AUGACUGCUGGCUACAGAGCUGACGGCGCCAUGUUGGCGGGGGUGGCGCGCGUUGCCGUGGCAACCACCCCUGCGCGAGCCAAUGGCGGCCCGUCUCGCUCCCCAUCCCGCCAGCGCGACGCCAAGUUGGAUUUCAAGGUGAGUAGUUGUGCCGGGGGCGGCCCGGGGGAGCCCGCCACUUCCCACUCGGUCUCGGUGACCACGAGUAGCGGAGGCGGCAGCGAGCAGCAGUUCAACAUCUUCCCUGCCAUCUUCUCCCGGCAGCUGAACUUCCACCAUCAAGGGCCGCACGGGGGCAAGCUGAUGGACGAACUACGGCCCAACCUGGGACUGCUGGGUCUGGUGGACGACCACUCACACUUCCACCAUCACCACCACGACAAGAAACCCGCUAAGACAGAGACUCCGGACUUUGCCGCCUUGUACGCCCUCCCCGGCGGCCUGGAGAGUCAGCAGCACACACCUCCCUCCCGGCAACUGGCAGACCACUCAGGUGCGGAAGGAGCUUUUAAGAAACUGAAAAACGAGCCGCUGGUGGUCGGGGGUGGUCCGUCCCCCAGUGUCCAACACACCCCCACCACCGCUUCCUGCCCCACCCCAGCCCGUCGCCGACACCGCACUACCUUCACACAGGAGCAGUUGGCAGAACUGGAAGCAGCGUUCGCCAAGUCGCACUACCCGGACAUCUACUGUCGCGAGGAGCUCGCCAGGACCACCAAGCUAAACGAAGCACGAAUACAGGUUUGGUUCCAGAAUAGACGAGCGAAAUACAGAAAACAGGAGAAACAGUUGCAGAAAGCCCUGGCUCCUUCAGUGUUACCAACAUGCAACGGCGCCAUGAUGAGGAACAUUUACCCUACGGCCAGUCGGGGUUACCAACCUUACCCUCACCCCAACACCAUGAAUAGGUACCCCCAGAUGGGUUCCAGCUCGUACCCCAGUAUGACGCAACCCUUCGCCAUGAGUCAUGGGGCAGCCAACAUGUCCGGAAUGCGUCAGGACACCAUGGGGAUGACAGCCGAGGACGAGUGGUACAACAAGAGUCUGUCGGCUCUGCGGAUGAACACCAGCCACCACCCGAACCUGGCUGCGCCUAUGCUGCAGUACCAGACAUAAUGACGACUCAACUCUGACUGUACAUUGCGCCUGCUCCAACAGAUGCCUACCUCCUUGCUCGACCAGAUUCAACUUCAAGAUUUCAUCUAACGUUCAGUUUACUGGUGUACUGUACUACAUUUGUUAUGCUCAUCAUGUACAUACAUGCUCAAUCAUCUCUUCAGUUCUGAUAUUGAGGUUGUGAUAAGUUGUACAAUGAACUUUUUAAUGUCGUGGAAACCCGAUUCAACUCAAUCAAGAGUCAGACUUUCGUUGAAAAAUCCUUAUUGAACACUUUGAAUACCAGCCCAUUACUCCAUUCUAUUUGGUUUUUAAUUUUCCCAUGAGCCAUACGAAAAAACUGUAAAAGUAAUUUGACACAUUUUGUUGUAACUAGAUUUUCUCAAGACUUCAUUGAGGAAAUAGAAUUUCAUCGAAAAUAUCUUAAAUUACAAUUCAUGAACUGUUUAGAGAUGAAUGGUUUUCAAUAAUGAGCUUUUAACUUAUUUUUCUUUUAUAUGCAGAGCUGUCCAAAAAUCAUGGAAUAGAUUGGUAAUAUUUAAUGGUUUAACUUAUAAAUGUGAGAGCCUACAACUCAACAUUGAAUAUAAAAAACUACUCUUUAUCUACACUGGGAGAUAUCCCAAGAGAUUAAUCUUUAAUGUAGAUACACAUUUAACAAAUAAUGACAAGGGUCUUAAUAAAACUAGGCGAUAAAAGAAGAAAAAUAUAAUUUGAACAUGUAGGACAAAAUUUACAACUCAUUUGAAGAUUAUUGUGCUGACUUUGAAAUAUGGUUCAUUAAAAUGAACUUAUGAUAAUCAGAACAAUGUACGGUUGUUUACACGAAAGUUGUAUAAAUUUAUAAUUACCAUUAGAACACUUUAGACAUAAUGUAAAGUAUUAUUUUUGGAAAUCCCCAUUAUCCCACAGUACAGUAUUUUUUGUCAAUAUCAAAAUUAUUUGUUGAGUCUAAUUUUAUUUUAACUAUGUAAACAAAAUAGGAUGACGUCUUAGGUACAGAUAUCCUAAAUUUAGAAAUACUUCAGAUAUUCCCUUUUUUAGUCAGGUUCAAGAAAACUUCACUUUCUUUAUAAAAAUCUUAAAAACAAUAAGUAACUUCUGUGGUUUUAUUCAAGAUUUUCCACAACUACUAAUUGGUCAUUGUUUUGAGAAGAUGAAACUUGCAACAUACAGGUAUAAUUUUCUACAAUUUGAAAUGUAGCAUUACAGUUUUAUAAGUUUACUCUUACUUACUCCCAUGGCCAUGGAUACCCUAG
Molecule: messenger RNA, 2375 nt
Organism: Homalodisca vitripennis (glassy-winged sharpshooter)
Lineage: Eukaryota; Metazoa; Arthropoda; Insecta; Hemiptera; Cicadellidae
Product: homeobox protein unc-42-like
Exons: 7
Coding region: 1-1116 (371 amino acids)
Biological process (GO): regulation of transcription by RNA polymerase II
Molecular function (GO): DNA-binding transcription factor activity, RNA polymerase II-specific; RNA polymerase II transcription regulatory region sequence-specific DNA binding
Source: RefSeq, a predicted model, not a curated record